UAUAACCACGUUGGAGCCCCUCAGAUGUGUUAGUUCCAGUGACUUUGCCGUCGUGUUCUGUUCUGUGUUGUGUUGCAUGUUCCCUCGAUCAUUCCUAGUCCCUCAGUCACAGAAUCCUCCCUUAUCGUGGCCCCUGGCUCAUUGAGAACAAGCUCAACCGAAAAAUCACUCCCAACUAAUUGGAAAAAGCCAAUUAGUCGUUGCACGGGGCAAUGGCAUCGCGAGUUGUCGAAUAUUAUCGCGGGAAAUGCGUCUUCAUCACCGGUGGUACCGGCUUCCUGGGCAGUUGCUUGAUCGAGAAGCUUUUGAGGUGCUGUCCAGACGUCAAGAACAUUUAUCUGUUGAUAAGACCGAAGAAGGGGAAGGAAAUCAGCGAACGUCUCGAGGAGCUCACGAAAAACUCGGUGUUUGAUCGUCUGCGGGAGGAAGGGAAGACUGACUUGUUCUCGAAAUUGAUAGCAGUCAGUGGUGACGUGGGUGAGGAAAAUUUGGGUCUGUCCUCCGAGGAGAGACUGACAAUUGUCGAACACGUCGAGGUGAUAUUCCAUUCAGCAGCCACUCUGGACUUUGAAGCGGGCUUGAAGCCCGCAGUUGACAUUAAUCUUCUCGGUACACGAAGAGUCGUUCAGCUUGCCCAGGAAAUAAGAAAUCUCAAGGCCCUGGUGCACGUGUCGAGUGCCUAUGUGAACUCGUUUCUCCUCGAGACUAAGGAGCAGAUUUAUCCACCACCAGCUGAUGUGGACGAAGUCCUUGCGCUGGUCGGGGGGAAGGACGAGAAGGCGAUUGAGGAGGCGACCCCACAGCUGCUGAAGAAUCACCCGAAUGCUUAUACCUUUUCGAAACAUCUGGCUGAGCAUGAGGUCGUCAAUGGGUCCAUCCCUGCGGCCAUCGUGAGACCGUCUAUGAUCACUGGUGCAUGGCAGGAGCCAAUUCCAGGAUGGACAACCUCCAAGAAUGGCCCCCAGGGCUUCCUGAUGGGCGCCAGCAAGGGAGUAGUUCGCAGACUGCCAGUUGCAAGUCAACUCAUCUACGAUUACAUCCCAGUGGACAUUGUUGUCAAUGCUCUCCUCGUUGCUGCCUACGUCAUUGGUCGUGACAGGAACACAGGGAUAAAGGUCUACCACUGCACCUCGAGCACAUGCAAUCCAUUCCAGUGGCUGAAGGUGGAGUCCAAAAUAAACGGAUAUCUUCAUAAGUAUCCUUUGGUCAGCGCUGUCUGGUAUCCACAUCUCAAACUGCUGCCAUCGCUGUGGCUCUAUCGAAUCUCUUCCAUUUUUGUGCACAUGAUCCCGGCUUAUAUUCUGGAUACAGUCACUAAAGUCGCUGGAGGACGUCCCAUACUUGUUCGGCUGCACACGAACGUCAACAACUCUCUGGGUCGUUUGGAGAAGUUUAUCUUCACAGAAUGGAAGUUCCAGAAUCCCAGAAUGAUGGAGUUGCACGAGUCGUUAUCCAGCGAGGAUAAGAAGCUAUUCACACUCGACGUGAGGCCAUUGUCGUGGGAGGAUUACUUCGUGAAUUUGACGAAGGGGGUCAGAGUGUAUCUCAGUAAAGAGCCUCUCAAAAGUCUUGGAAGAGCGCGAGCAAAGGAUAACAUACUACUUGCUGUUCACCUGGGUCUCCAGGCAGCCCUGCUGGGUCUCGUCUGGUGGAUAUUCAAGUCGAUCCUGGGUGCCACCUGGACGUCAACAGGCAUGAUCGUCCCCAUAGCCUACCUCCUCUUCAGUCAGCUCUAAUCGACUAAUCUUUCGCAUACAAAAAAUCUAAUAUAUUUGUUAUCGGGGGACGGCCAUCUGGGCAAAGUAUUUUAUACGAAAUCAUUCAGCCGUGGGGUUUAGCUUAGUCGAAUUUCACAGGUCAGCACAGGUUUAUUGAGCCAUGCCUUAUUGUCUCGUGACAACAUAAAUAUUGGGCAAUUUCGCACGCAGCCGGGGGGAACCAUACUGGGUAAAUAACAUACCAGGGAUAGGAUCACCGAUUAUGAUUGACUUGGCAUUCGACAUUGUGCAAUUUCAUGAUUAUCCGCGUAUGAAAAAAUUUAAUAGAAAACUCAAGCACUUUCUCCGAGGAAUUCUAUUGCAGUUAUAAUAAAAUUCUAUUAAAUAAUUCGUUUGCGUUGUUGCAAUAGUCAAGAGUUUUUCAUUUUUUUAUGGGAGAAUUUUUUUCCUUGCAUUGUCAUUCUUUUUUUAUAAUGAAAUCCAAGAGAAAAAAACUAAAAAAAUCACGAUUAAGAAUUCUUAUAGAAAAAUCAACAUCUAUAGACUUUAUUCUACGUAAAAAUGUCUCUUGAAACUCAUUUUUAAUAGAAUUUUAGAAUUCAAUACUAUUUUUAUUCAAUUGGAGUUUUGUUAAAACUCACUUAAAAAAUUGCAUUAAUUAUUUGCGAAAAUUCUAUAGAUUAUGCAACUGUGUCAUGAAAAUCGAAGCAAGAAGCUCAGAAAAUUCAUGCCCAAGAAUUCUUCUAAAACAAUCAACACGAAAAACCAUCAAUUGUCGAAAUCAUGGCAGAGUUUCAUAAUUUUCAAUAAAAUUUUCGCAAAAAUAAUAUUUGAAUAGAAGCACUAAGCUUCACCAAUUAAAUUUUUUCAUACGUCUCACAGUAUUUGUUACCCAACCCUGAAAGUAAGUUUACCCACAACUUUUGUAACCCCUCAGUCCAUUUCAUUCGUCUGUAAUUCCAGAAAGUAUUUUGUAUUAUCAGUAUCCUCAAUGAGUAUUCAUUGUUUAAAACCAGAAAUCCCAUUUUGUGAAAUUACUGGUGAUUAAAAAAAUAAUAAAACGGUACCAUGGUA
Molecule: messenger RNA, 2792 nt
Organism: Diachasma alloeum
Lineage: Eukaryota; Metazoa; Arthropoda; Insecta; Hymenoptera; Braconidae
Product: putative fatty acyl-CoA reductase CG8306
Exons: 7
Coding region: 213-1736 (507 amino acids)
Biological process (GO): long-chain fatty-acyl-CoA metabolic process
Cellular component (GO): peroxisome
Molecular function (GO): alcohol-forming very long-chain fatty acyl-CoA reductase (NADP+) activity
Source: RefSeq, a predicted model, not a curated record